Crotalus tigris (Tiger rattlesnake) is the source of this 2150-nucleotide messenger RNA. RefSeq names its product family with sequence similarity 78 member A (gene FAM78A). The coding region runs from base 906 to 1772 and encodes 288 amino acids. NCBI's taxonomy places the organism in Eukaryota, Metazoa, Chordata, Lepidosauria, Squamata, Viperidae. The record is from RefSeq and is a predicted model, not a curated record. The transcript is spliced from 3 exons.
CCGAAGAGGAGCCCCUGCACGGCUGUUGGCCGCCGGGGCCGCCUCCCCCCCUCUCCCCCCGCGCCUCUUUCAGGUGGGGGCCCCUCCGCGGGGGGAGAACCUCGCGGGCGGCGAUUGUGAGGUGCGCCGCGCGGUCACCAAAGGCGCGAUUGAUGCGCAAGCCGCGGCCGGCGGUGGGCACACACUAGGGCGCCCUGCAGCCGACAGUGGGGACCCAGCGCAGGAGCCUCAGACCCGGUUUUUGGGCGGGGGGAGAAAAAGAGAGAGAGACAGUAGGGGGGGCGAGAAAAAAAUUAAGAACCCGCCGGAGAGGAAGAGAGAAGGGGGCGAGAGAAAAGAAAAGAAAACCCACGAGAGAAAAGUUGAAACCGAACUUUUUCUGCCUGGCCUUCCAGCACACCCCGGCUUCGCGUUUGGAGGACAACAGCGUGGGAGAUUAGGGGAAGUUAUGAAUGAAUUUCCAUCAGGAAGUGAAAACUUGACGCUGUCACCAAGAAGCUAGAGCCCACAUAUGAAAGAGAUGCAUUUAUUCUUCGCAUAGACUUCGCCUUCAUCUUGUUUUAAAAGAUUAAAAACAGAAGAGGGGGGGGGGGGAAAACCCAAAGAAAUAUAUCAAAGCAAAUAUAAGGCCAGUUGACUUUUGAUUGUAACUCACCGAUCAGGGAAUCCAAGUCAGCUGGAAACGGUCUUUCCAAAAAACCAAAAAAACAACCAAGCAAAAGUGGAUGAUUGGACUUGCAUCGUCUUGCUUUGGAGCGAAAGCAGUGGAUUUAACCGAUCCUGACUCAGUGGCACAGAGAACUUUAGCCCUAGAAGGCCUCUAGGGCAAAAAAAAAAAAAAAAAAAAAUUGAUUUAUUCAGCCUGCCAUAAACUGGUUAACUACUGAGAAUGUGUCUUCUAUCCUAUGGAUAUCAGUUUUGAAUUGACCGAUGAAGAAGAUUGUUGGUGCCUCCUGGCAAUUGUGCUGGUACUUUGGGCCAUGGGCUGCAUCCAGAGCAUCAGCUGCAAGGCGAAAGGAUUUCGGGAAAGCAUCACCGUCCUGGAGGUCAAGACGUCCAUUGACCCCAUCCCCACCAACAUCGACGAGUCAUCCAACGUGGUGUUGAGAUACCGCACCCCACAUUUCCGCGCUUCGGCUCAAGUCCUGUUGCCUCCAGUGCCCAAAAAGGAGACCUGGAUUGUAGGCUGGAUACAGGCUUGCAGUCACAUGGAGUUUUAUAACUACUAUGGCGAUCAUGGCAUGUCAAGCUGGGAACUUCCGGAUCUCCUGGAGGGCAAGAUUCAAGCCAUCAGUGACUCCGAUGGCGUCAACUACCCCUGGUACGGGAACACCACGGAGACGUGCACCAUCGUAGGUCCUACCAAGAAAGAAGCCAAGUUCACCAUCAGCAUGAAUGACAACUUCUACCCCAGCGUCACCUGGGCUGUCCCCGUGAGUGACAGCAAUGUGCCCAAGCUGACGUGCAUCCACCGGGACCAGAGCUUCACCACGUGGCUGGUGGCCACCAACAUCACCACCAACGAGAUGGUCAUCCUGCAGACUAUCAAGUGGCGGAUGAAACUGGCCAUUGAUGUGGAGCCCAGCAAACCUCUCGGGCGCCGGGCCAGGCUGAGGGAACCCUCUGCUCAGGAACAGCCCCAGAUCCUGAGCAAGAACGAGCCAAUACCACCUAGUGCCCUGGUAAAACCCAACGCCAACGAUGCCCAAGUCCUCAUGUGGAGGCCCGUAGACGGGCGCCCCCUAGUGGUGAUACCCCCAAAGCAUCGGUAAUGGGCAAAACGGGGUGGGACAGAGGAACGAAAACAAAGAGAGAAACACUUCGUAUUUAAGAGAGAGAGAGAGAAAAAAUCAGCAAAAACAGAGGUGCACUUUUAAACUCAUUUAUCAAAAAAACAAAAUGCAGCCAUUCUGCCUUGUCCCAUCAGAACGGAUCUCACUGUGCUUGCCAAACUCAACUUAAGGACUCCCUUCAAGCCUGGUGUGUGUGGGGGGGGGAGGAGGGGCACGGGCUGUCUAAUUCCCAAUGCCCGCUCUACUUUUAAAAAUUCGCUUUUUCCUCCCUUUGGUGGUGAUCUGAUGUUCUGUCUGGUGGACUUAACUCGGACCGCUUACAGAAAAAGAAAAGGGAAUUUUAUUUGGAGGAGGGGG